CAGCAGAUCUGGUGCAGUGCUUCAGUGCAGUUGAUGCUGUGAUAUGUGAAAUCCCACGAGGAAAUUGAGCCCUUAAACUAGUGCUGCUUUGUUUUUGACUAAUUUAGGUGUAAAAAAUGGUUCAGCGCCUGACCUACCGCCGUAGGUUGUCCUACAACACAGCUUCCAACAAGACCAGACUGUCCCGAACACCCGGGAACAGGAUUGUUUACCUUUACACCAAGAAAGUGGGGAAGGCACCAAAGUCGGCAUGUGGUAUAUGCCCAGGAAGACUUCGUGGUGUUCGUGCCGUGCGUCCUAAAGUUCUUAUGAGGCUGUCAAAAACAAAGAAGCAUGUUAGCAGAGCCUAUGGUGGUUCCAUGUGUGCUAAGUGUGUCCGUGACAGAAUCAAACGAGCUUUUCUUAUUGAGGAGCAGAAGAUCGUUGUAAAAGUGUUGAAGGCACAAGCACAGAGCCAGAAGUCAAAGUGAAUCAAUUUGUAGGUCCAGCCCAAUAAAUGAAAGCUCCACUUU
This is a messenger RNA of Phaethon lepturus (White-tailed tropicbird), 512 nucleotides long. It is a transcript of the gene RPL34, whose product is annotated as ribosomal protein L34. Gene Ontology annotation, cellular component: ribosome. The transcript is spliced from 4 exons. NCBI's taxonomy places the organism in Eukaryota, Metazoa, Chordata, Aves, Phaethontiformes, Phaethontidae. Gene Ontology annotation, biological process: translation. Gene Ontology annotation, molecular function: structural constituent of ribosome. The coding region runs from base 117 to 470 and encodes 117 amino acids. The record is from RefSeq and is a predicted model, not a curated record.